Molecule: messenger RNA, 3218 nt
Organism: Chlamydomonas reinhardtii
Lineage: Eukaryota; Viridiplantae; Chlorophyta; Chlorophyceae; Chlamydomonadales; Chlamydomonadaceae
Exons: 14
Coding region: 104-3130 (1008 amino acids)
Cellular component (GO): cytoplasm
Molecular function (GO): protein binding
Source: RefSeq, a predicted model, not a curated record
CAAAAUGUUGGCUGCAGAGCCGAGGGAAGGAGGACGUGUCGAUGCUGGUGGCAUUUUACUUGACCGCGACCUUGCUGUGUCGCUGGCCGCCCAGUACCCCGAUAUGAGCAGUCUGGAUUUACAAUAUAAUGGCAUAGCCGCCUUAUUGGACCUGCGGCCUCUAGGCGCUCUAACGGAGCUGCGCUUGGACCACAACGACCUCACAACCCUGGAACGAGUGCAGGGGCUGAGCCAGGUCACUAAAUUAAGCGCUCGGGCCAAUGCCAUUUCUCGACUGGGGGAUGACGUGACAAGUCUCACAAGUCUGGAGGUCCUGGACCUAGCUGACAACAGACUCGAGGCGGGGCCGUGGGUCAGUGUCCUGGCGCGUUUGCCGGCGCUGCGAGAGCUGGACGUGCGGGGCAACCCCGUCUGUGCGCUCGCGGGCAGCCAGGAGCUGCUGAAGGCCGCGCUGCCGGGUCUGGCCGUACUCAACGGCCGGCGCGUGGCGCAGCAGGAGCCGACGCUAGCGCCAGCAGCAUUACAGCAGCAGCCACAACAGUUUGAGGGCCCGCAUACUGAUUCGCAGUCAGCUCAGGGUGACCGUGGGUACGAUGACAUGGGGCGGCUCCCAACAUUCAGUCCGCGGGCCUUACCAUCAACGGCGGCUGGGGCCUCGAGGGGACCGCAAGACGGUGCUGUACCAUGGCCCGGAAGCACCUCGUCGUGGCCAGACGACAGAGAGGUGCAGGGUAGGUAUCUGGGGGCCUACGCUGGCCAGCAUCCGGGUGCGGCAUCACAAGGGAUGCCCGGGCCCAUGGGCAACACGCCGUCCCCAGUGCAGCUCGCUGCGGAUUUUGAGGCGCUGCUUGCGGAGCACACGAGCCUGUCACAGCGCGCUACUUCGCUGGAGGCGUCCCUUCAAGCUGCAGAGGACGCGCAGACGGAGCUUCAGCAGCGGCUGCAUGACCAGGUAUCCAGCUUUGCGCAGCAGGCCACCUCCACGGCUGGCCAGAUCAGCGCGCUGGUGGCGGAGCGGGACGCCGCGGUCCGCCACGCGGAUGCAUUGGCGGCGCAACUGGUGGAUGCGCAGGCGGCCGCUGCGGCGGCGGCCCAUGAGGUAGCUCAGCUGCGGCAGGUCGCGUCCGAGUCGGAGGAUAGGGAGCGGGCCCUGCAGCAGGAGCUGGCGGCGACGCAGGAGCUGCUGCUGUCUCAGGCCCAGCAGGCCGCAGUGGUGGCGAGGUCGGCGAUGGAUGCGCACGCCGCUGCAGCUGGGGAGCAGCAGUCACAUCGCCAAGGGGUAGGGGUCGGGCGGUCGGCGUCGCCCGGCAGGCUGCAGGCGGGCGAGGCGGCGCUGCAGGCGCUACGGGUUUCGUCGCUCCAGCAGAUUGUGCAGAUGCAGGAGCGGGAGCUUGUACGGCUAGGUAUGGGCGGGGACAUGGCGCCACCGCCGCCCGGCAGCCCCCCAAGGGCGGGGCCGACAGCCUCACCCGCGCGGAGCCCCACGGUCCGGUGGGAGAACCUGUUGCGGCCAUGGCGAGAGCAGGUGCAGGCGCUACAUGAGCAGAACGCGCGGCAGGCCGCGGAGGUGGCGGAGCAGCGGCAGGAAUGGGCGCGGCAGCUCGGCGAGAUGCAGGAGCAGUUCAUGUCCACGCGCACGCUCAUCGAGGUGUUGGAGCAACGCUUGCGGGAGCAGCGCGCUGAGAAGCAGCAGCUGGCCUUGCAGGCCAGGCAGCGGCAGGCGGAGCUGGAGUCAGCACACCAGCGGGCGGCUUAUCUGGAGCAGCAGCUGUCAUCUCGGGAAGCGGCAGCGCAGGCGGUGCGCCGGCAGCUCCUUGCGUUUAAGGCAGCCACUGAGCAGCAGGUGGCCGGUCUGGAGGCACGCGCAGGGGAGCUGGACGCGCACGCGUCACGACUUAGCUUCGCAUGCCAGCGGCUGGUGUUUGUCCUGAGCCUCGCUGCUGCGCGGGUACGCAGCCCGGGCGGUAUGGCCGCUGGAGCCGGCGUCUCCGGUGUGGGCAUCGGCCGGGGCGCUGUAGUAGGCGCCAUGUCUCAGGUGGAAGCCGGCAGGGCUAACGGCGCCGGUGCCGGGAGUUCCGGGUGCAACCGGCCGCUGGUGGAGGUACUGCAGCAGGAGGUGGCCAAGAUGGGCCAUGACCGGGACGUGCUGCUCAAGCAGCUGGCACAGGUGAGCGCUUCGGCGGAAGAGCGCAUUCGCCAGGCGCAGGAGGUGAUGCAGGAGCGCGAGUCGCGGCACAGGGAUGCACUCAUCUCCACUCGCGUGCAGGCCCAGGUGGAGGCAAUGCAGGCGGCGCUGGCCUCGCAAAUCAACCAGAUCCGACAACAGGUAGCGUCCGCGGUUUACGCCGCGGAGGAGGUGGCUCGGAGCACGGAGGCGGCAGCAGGCGUUCGGCUCAGCAGGCUGGCGGUCCGGAUGCAAGAGCUCAACAAGCAGGUUGUGCGAUUACGGUCGGCGAAGCAGCGGGACGCAGCGGUGGCGGCGGCGGCGGCCUUGGAGCGGCAGCAGCUCUGCCGGCAGCUGGCUCAGGUAGAGGCGGACGCUGCGGAUCUGCGGCGCAAGCUGGCGGGACUGGACGCGGAGGCGCACGCCAAGGUUGCGGAGCUGAACGUGGUGCACGAGGCCGCGCUGGCUGCGGAGAGGCGGCGCACGUCGGAGGCGGAGCGGCUAGCCAACAAGGCGGCUGCCGAGUGCGGCCACAUGGAGCGAGAUCUGGCGCGUGCGCGUGAGGCCAAGGCGCAGCAGGACGACGCACGGACCCGGAGGCUGCAGGCUCAGCUGCGGGACCAGGAAUUGCAGCUGCGGUCCCUCCGCCGGGAGCGCAACUCGCUCUUGGCCAUGCUCAAGACGCACGGGAUCAACAGCGAUGCCGUUGCUGCCGCGGCUCAGGCCUCCGACACUAGCCAGGUUGCGGACACUCAGCCGCCACCGCCUCCUCCUGCUGAUGGUGGGGAUGAGGCUGUUGUCAUCCCCAGCCCCGAGCAGCAGCAUGACCGGCGCGACGUGGGCAAGGCGGGGCCGCAGCAGCCGUCUGGUAGCGGGACGGGAGGCCUCAUCAGCAGCAUACUGCGCGGCUCCCACCACACCCGGAAGGCUGUUGGGAUAGGGCGAGUGCAGGUUGACCCAGCGUAGGACCGGCUAGAGCGGCUGGUAGCCAUGACGAGUGAGCUGUUGGAUAGCUGAUAGCUAGCAGCAGGCUGGAGGUCUGGACUCUUGACGU